GCACCGCCCCGCUCUCCCCCUUACUUGUUUGUCUUAAGUGAGGAACAAUCCAUCGCAGCCGGGCUCGAUUGACACUGUCUGCUGAUCUGCUACUGCGGCUGGCACAGAAUAACAAGGCAGUUCGUUAAUACCCGUCUAUCGGGGCUUUCUCCUAUACACCGAGCGAGAGAUAGCGAAAAAAAAGGCGAGUGAGGCAGUCAAGAACAUCGCGCAGACCAAGUUCCGCACCCAAGGAUGGCUUCGGGAGAUCUUUAUGAGGUGGAGAGAAUAGUGGACAAGCGGAAGAACAAGAAGGGCAAAUGGGAGUACCUGAUCCGGUGGAAAGGCUACGGCAGCAAGGAGGACACCUGGGAGCCCGAGCACCACCUGCUCCACUGCGAGGAGUUCAUCGACCAGUUCAACAGCCUGCAUCUGCACACAGAUCGCCGAACCACCAAACCAGCCGCCAAGUCCAGUGGGGGUUGCCCUCGGCACCUCAGCCGUCCAGGCGCCCCGGAGCACACGCGGGCUCGAGGGGACCAUCGGAAGAAAAAACGUCCUUCUGUGACAGGGACUGUGGCUGGGGUCGGGGGAGGGCUUGGGCUCGGGGCCGUUGGAGGAGCAGGACUGGACUCCCAGCAUAAACCCAGAAAGGUGCCAGCAGGGAGCAAGCCAACCGGGGACAGAGUGACCAAAACUAUGCCAUACAAGAGCGUGCCAGGAGGGCUUCAGUUUGUGCCUUCUCCUCGCAGCCCUAACGGACUACAGAAUGGGGAUGUGGACCCCUUGCAUUACAGGACUAAUGCCAGAACAGCACAUGCGAUGCCUAGUGGGGAGAGGAUGGAAAGAAUGCUUGGGGAUAUGGACAUCAGUGGAGCUCCACCGCACAUGAGCAGAUUAGGAGCUACUCUCGCAAAUGGAGGAUUAAAUUUGCACAGCUCAGUGAAAAGAAAGUUGGCGGAGGACAAAGGCUACGUGUUUGACAAGAGACUUAGGUACAACGUGCGACAGAGCGACAACAACUGCCGGUUCCGAGACAUUGUAGUCAGGAAGGAAGAAGGCUUCACGCACGUUUUGCUCUCGAGCCAAACCUCAGACAACAAUGCACUCACACCAGAGAUAAUGAAGGAGAUGUGUCGUGCCCUGGGGAACGCGGCGGCCGACGAUAGCAAGCUGUUGCUGCUGAGCGCCGUGGGCAGCAUCUUCUGCAGCGGACUGGACCCCUCCUACCUCAUCGGACGCCUGUCCACCGACCGCCGGAAAGAAAGCAGUCGGAUCGCCGAUGCUGUGCGGGACUUUGUGAAGGCAUUCAUCCAUUUUAAAAAACCUAUUGUGGUGGCCAUCAACGGUCCCGCCCUGGGCCUGGGGGCGUCCAUCCUGCCACUGUGUGACAUUGUGUGGGCCAGCGAGAGAGCCUGGUUCCAGACGCCCUGUGCCGCCCUCCGCCUCACCCCCUCCGGCUGCUCUUCCUACACCUUCCCCCAGAUACUUGGGGUGGCUCUGGCAAAUGAGAUGUUGUUCUGUGGGAGGAAGCUCACAGCACAGGAAGCCUGCAGUCGUGGGCUGGUCUCCCAGGUCUUCUGGCCCACCACAUUCAACCAGGAAGUGAUGCUGCGGGUGAAAGAAAUGGCUGCCUGCAGUGCAGUGGUUCUAGAAGAGUCCAAAUGCCUGGUGCGGAGCAUCCUGCUGUCCGUUCUCGAUGACGUCAAUGAGAAGGAGUGUCAGAUGCUGAAACAGCUGUGGUGCUCCACUAAGGGCCUGGAGGCACUCUUCAACUACCUGCAGAACAAGGGCUACGAGGCCUGAGCCAGCACCUGCACACCCGCAUCGUCUGGAGACGGGAGCUGGAGAGCCGGCGCUGGCCAAGGCUUUGUGAUCUUGAGAGAAUGAGAGUGCGAGAGUGUGUGAUUGACCGUAGACCUUCCCACUGCCCUGAGAACAAAACAAAGCCUGACCAGUCUUGAUUGUUUUUUUUUUUUAUUUCAGGCUUGGUCAAGGUCACAACAAAAGAGAGAAAGAGAGAGAGAGAGAUGUGUUCUGACCUUUCACUGUUUCUAAUGUGUACUGUGCAAGGUGUGGCUUGUUUUGGGUCUUUUGGGUUUUCUAUGUGCUGUCGCCAGCGUUGUGCUUUUGCACCCCUAUCGUUCCCAGAGCUUUAGUUUCAAGGAAGGUCCAGGAUCGCUGAGCUAGCUGUGUGAUCAGCCUGUGAGGAGAUGAGGGGUCAUGGUUUGGCCUCCAUCUUUCUCUCAGUGGUAGGUCAUUAAGUCAUCCAAAGGUGGUAAGGCUGGAGUAAUGAUCUCAGAGCACUUCUAGAACCAAAAGGAAGCAGGCUCCAUGUUUUAAAUUGAAAUGUCUUUUCUUUUGUUGAUUGCCCAUGGGUACGGCAGAAACUUUCUGAACUUAUUCAUGUAUGAAGCCCUUUGUCAUAUUUAUUUGUUAUGCAAAACAGUUCAAUGAAGUGUAAAACUGCUAUGAUAGCCAUGUUAGUUGUGCUCCUCCUUGAUUACUUGAUUAGCAGUACAAUAUUUAAAUUGUGGGUUUUCAUCAGUCUUCAAUUUUGUAAUAAUGAUUUUUAAUCUCUCCAGGUGUGUAAAUGUACACAUAUUCUUAUCAUAAACCAAAGGUUGGCGACACAGAUCACAGUUGCUUUUUGACUAGAAUGCAUUUCACCUUCACUGUGCGGAUCGAAACUGUGUAUGAACAUAAUUAUAGUUUUCUAAAAGCUUCUAAAAUGCACCGUCUUCGCAAAGGGAAGGGAAUGUUGCAAACCAUAAACACCACAAUUUGUUUUUAGAACUUUCAGUAUUUUUUCCCACAGACGCAACAAGCAACAUGAACAUUAAUUAUAACAGGAGGUAAUUUUAUUUAUAAUUUAUUUUGAGCCGACUGUAGAAUCCUGCUCAGCCACUUGGUUAGGGAGUUGUGACUUCAGAGGCUUUCGUAUUAUGAGAUUAAAUCCAAACAGUGUGUUGAAAACAAUUGAAUAUUAACAUUAUUUCACAAUGUUUGUGUGUGUAGCUUAUAGUAAACAGUCAGGUCCAUCUAUAUCUGUGCAAUGCAGCUUCCUAUGUAUGUGUAGAUAUGCCCUUUGCACUAAAGGAUCAUUGAAAAGGCCAUUACUAACAGAUACAGCUCUGUAUAUAAAGGGUGAAUAGAGACCUGAGACCGAAAACACAUGCAUUUCUUUCUUUUUGUAAAAUGAUUCAAGAGCUGAAGCUGAAUCUCUCAUGCAUUCAGUCAUUACUUACAUGACAUACACCAUGUCUUCUGAAGGAUGUGGUGAUGAAAUGUGUUGUGGAGUUUACUUUUAAAAUGGUGCUCCUUGUGGUUCUUCCUAUUCUAUUCUGUCAAAGCUGUUCAAGCAGUGAUGACAGCACUGUGUUUUGGCAGUGUGGAGAGUGCACAUUUUAAGCACUGAAAUAUCCAAAGUGACAAUAAACACCACAUAAGAUGGUUGUCAGAAGAGACAUUUGAGCUCAGAGAAAAGCUUGAGGGGGUGGAGAUUUUUAUUAUUUAUUUAUUGCCAGAAGAUGCUUCCUGGAGAAAAGUGUGUAUAUUUGCUCUUAGUUUUAAAGUGUGUGGUUGAAUUGAAUCUUUGUGGUGUAAAUAUAAGAGAGGCAAAGGUCUAAAUCAUUGUGCAUAGUUUGUAUCCAUAUGUAAAAUUAGGUCAAGUAACUAUACGUUCACUGGUACAUAAGAUUGUGUAUUUUUGUAUAAAGAGAAACAUAAUGUCCUCUUCGUCCCAAAGUUAUCAGAUCGUGUCAUCACACCUGUCAUCAGUUAGGGUGUCCUUGUUGUGAUGGUGGUUGUGCUGCAGAAGUAACUGUCUGCAUGUCAUGUCUUCAGGAUAUAUGUGUAUACAUAUAUAAAUAUAUUAUAUAUUUGUUUAUAUACAAUGGCAGAUGUAGUUUUUUUGCGAGCAUUUUUACAAUAUUGAUACUGUUUAUGGUAUGAAUCUGUACACAUUUACAGUAUAGUAUAGGCUGUUAUAUCGUGUAAUUAUGCAUGUAAUAUAUUGUAGAUAAUUGUCACCGUCAAAACUUUAUAUUUCUGGUGUUUUUUGUAUAGGCAUAGUGAGCAAUUGUAGAAAUGUUGCACAGUUUAUUUUUUUAUUUAUUUAAAGAUUUUAACCAGUGAUCCCUGUGGGGCAACAGUGCCAUAAUAUUUAACUCUCCCUGAAGCACAUUUGAGUUUCUUUUAGACUUAUACAUAACCCCAGAAAAUGAUUUCACGUGAAUGUAAAAGCGUUAAUAAGAGCUUGUGAACUAUGUGUAAUGUAUUUUAACAUAUACAAAUUUGGUUGUGAUGCUGGACAUACCUGUGUACAAUCACUUUAUCUUAGAGAGGAUUAAUGAGUGAACAUGACAUUGAUUGGUAGUUUAUGUCAUUUACAUACAUUUAAAAAACAAAGAACAUUGCCAAAUCUGUCAUCCAUUUGUCUAACCCAUGGAUGAUAUGCAGUGUACAGUUUAAAAUAUGUGUAAUCAUUUGACAUCCUGUAGCAAUAUGGAAAAAAAAAUGAAUUUGUCUGGCGAGUUAUUUGAGAUUACAUCAGAAGUAACUUCUGAUUUUGUCCUCUCAACCCUGAGUGUCAUUAAUGGAAUCCUGGAUAAUAUCAAACACCAUUUCAUACCAUUGCACUAAUGACUGAUGUUGUAUGAAAUUGAUGGAUAACCUCAACAAUGUCAACAAGAAAUAAAGAAACAUACGUUUUGAUUGUACCUCUGCAAGACAGCACAUACAAACGUUCAAAACUGACAAAUAAUUCCAUCUAUGUACUUGACUGGGGGGAAAUCUUUAUUCUUCUGUUGUUGAUUUUAGUUGUUGUUUAAUGUGUCAAUCUUGUGUUGAAAUAUAUCCUCUGUAUUAUUUAAAAACAUAAUUAAUUUCUUGUAUUGCAUUUGGAUAAUUUAUUGCAUGCCAACUUUCUUAUAAUGCUUUUAUGAAUUUGUUAAAUUCCCUUCAAGAAUCUUUUGAUGUCCCCCUGACAACGCCAGGGGAGAACAGUUCCUACACCACAAUAUAGUUCAGUUCAAAUUUUCUGGGUGCCUUAGAAGUCGUUUCCUGUAGGAUCUGUAGAACACUGUCUUCACAUUAGUUUUGAGAGAGACGGUUGCAAUGAAAGAAUAAAAAGUUAACACGUA
Alosa alosa (allis shad) is the source of this 5123-nucleotide messenger RNA. Its product is annotated as chromodomain Y-like protein 2. Bases 235 to 1785 code for a protein of 516 amino acids. The transcript is spliced from 7 exons. Gene Ontology annotation, cellular component: nucleus. NCBI's taxonomy places the organism in Eukaryota, Metazoa, Chordata, Actinopteri, Clupeiformes, Clupeidae. Gene Ontology annotation, molecular function: transcription corepressor activity. The record is from RefSeq and is a predicted model, not a curated record.